UUUAACUAUAACAAAAGCUGUUAUAGCUAAGAAAAUUUAACUAUUUUUUUUUAUAAUUCUAAGUGUAUUCUAGUUUCCUUUAAGUUCGUUUCUGUGCGUGUGUUUGUGUGUGCCGUAUUCGCAGCGCGUGGUGUGUUAUUUUUUGUUGUUUUUUUGCCGAAGCCGAAAAUAUUCAAUUAAAAAAAUGAAAAACAAUAACUAAGAACAGUAACAAUUAAGAGAAAAACUGCAACAAUCAAGCAAAGUCAAGCCAAAAAAGAAAGUGCUUCAAGCAAUAACUAGGAAUUCCAAAUAAUUUUUUAACAAAAACGCACGCCCGCCCCGGCUCGCCCUUCACGCGUAAAUUGUGAGAGCAGAGAGCAGAGACGACAGACGUCAUGGAUAUAAUCAAUAAAUUAAGCAAUGCAUUCUGGAGUACGCACAUUUGGCUGCCGCCUAAUACGACAUGGGCGGAUAUAGCACCCGGUUCACGACCAGAUGUUGUGCAUUCCGAUUAUCGGGAUCUCAUUUGGCCAAUACCAUUGGCCGCGAUUGUUAUGCUGGUGCGUUACACAUUGGAGCGAUUCUGGAUAGCACCAGUUGGCAAAUCGUUGGGCAUACGUAGCUCUAGACCUAAGAAAGCAGCAAAUGUUCCUACAUUAGAGGCGGCCUAUGCCAAAUCGACGCGUUUGGAAAACAAGCGGCUGGCACCGCUUGCCAAACAGGCGGACAUGACAGAGCGUCAAAUUGAGCGCUGGUGGCGUUUGCGUCGUGCUCAGGAUAAACCCUCAACAUUGGUCAAAUUUUGUGAGAAUACAUGGCGCUGUCUUUAUUAUCUAUAUAGCUUUAUAUUUGGCGUCAUUGUGCUCUGGGAUAAGCCUUGGUUCUGGGAUGUCAAAAGCUGUUGGUAUGGCUACCCGCAUCAGUCUGUGAGCAGCGAUAUCUGGUGGUACUAUAUGAUAUCCAUGUCGUUCUAUUGGUCACUCACCGCCACACAAUUCUUUGAUGUUAAACGCAAGGAUUUCUGGCAAAUGUUUAUUCAUCACAUGGUUACAUUAUUGUUAAUGUCACUCAGUUGGGUUUGUAAUCUGCAUCGCGUGGGCUCGCUGGUGCUUGUCGUGCAUGAUUGUGCCGAUAUCUUUUUGGAGGCAGCCAAGUUGACCAAAUACGCAAAUUAUCAGAAGGUCUGUGAUGCUAUAUUUGCUAUAUUUACGGUCGUCUGGAUCAUAACACGUUUGGGUUUCUAUCCUCGCAUUAUUUAUAGCUCCUCGGUGGAAGCACCACGUAUUUUGCCCAUGUUCCCAGCCUAUUAUAUUUUCAAUUCAUUGUUGUUAAUGCUGCUGGUGCUGCAUGUCAUCUGGACAUAUAUGAUUCUUAAGAUUGUGGUGGACUCGCUGCAAAAGGGUCUGAUGUCUGGCGAUAUAAGAUCCAGCGAUAGCGAAAGUGUUACAGAUAGCUCGGAGAAUGUGCGCAUUGCCAAUGGAGCGACGCGCACGAAGUCCAAGGGAGGCGCUGCUGCUGGCAGUGGGAGCGGCGCUGCUGUUACUCAGCGCAAGUCCGCAGGCAGCAAUCAUACGGCGGACUCCACGACAUCGACAGCAACAAAGUGAAGUGCUGGCCUGACCUUUUCCAAAAAGGAUUUGCAAACAACAACAAAAGAAGCAACAUUAUAAAAACAAAACA
Messenger RNA from Drosophila busckii, 1662 nucleotides. Its product is annotated as ceramide synthase 6. The coding region runs from base 378 to 1589 and encodes 403 amino acids. The transcript has 6 exons. The record is from RefSeq and is a predicted model, not a curated record. Gene Ontology annotation, cellular component: membrane. NCBI's taxonomy places the organism in Eukaryota, Metazoa, Arthropoda, Insecta, Diptera, Drosophilidae. Gene Ontology annotation, biological process: ceramide biosynthetic process. Gene Ontology annotation, molecular function: DNA binding; sphingosine N-acyltransferase activity.